Haliotis rufescens (red abalone) is the source of this 1798-nucleotide messenger RNA. Its product is annotated as acyl-coenzyme A thioesterase 8-like. Gene Ontology annotation, biological process: fatty acid catabolic process; acyl-CoA metabolic process. Gene Ontology annotation, cellular component: peroxisomal matrix. The transcript is spliced from 6 exons. Lineage: Eukaryota; Metazoa; Mollusca; Gastropoda; Lepetellida; Haliotidae. Bases 6 to 950 code for a protein of 314 amino acids. The record is from RefSeq and is a predicted model, not a curated record. Gene Ontology annotation, molecular function: fatty acyl-CoA hydrolase activity.
AUGUCAUGUCCCGUAAAUUAGAGUUAUUUGCCCUUGAUAGCAGAAUGGAGGACUCUGAACCCGAUUUAGACGAUUUCUUAAAGAAAUCAUUCCUGAACUUGGAUAAGAUUGACGAAAAUAUAUACAGGAGUACGUAUCUAUUGCACCCCAAGUACACAAAGUCGGUGUUCGGUGGUCAGCUGAUUGGUCAAGCGUUGGUAGCGGCUGCUAAGACAGUUCCAGAGUCCCAGUUUGCGCACAGCCUACACUGCUAUUUCCUGCAAGGAGGUAGUGGUGAUCGCCCUGUUGUGUACUAUGUGGACCGUACGCGGGAUGGCAAGACAUAUUGCAGCCGCACAGUGAAGGCCAUCCAGAGGGGAAAGGCAGUGCUGACGAUGCAGACCUCUUUCAAGAAGGAAGAAACUGACCCCUAUCGACAUCAGUUCAAGAUGCCCAAGACUGUAGGACCCGACAACCUCCUCAACACAAUGGACUUGGCCAAGAUAGCACUAGAGAGCAGAAAUUUGCCUGAAAAAAGGAAAACAAUGCUAGGCAUGUUUCUUGAUGAGCCAAUGAAUGUGGAGGUCAGACCCAUCGACCCGAUGCACCUGGCCAGGGUCAAGCCUCAUGCUCCUCACAGACAGGUCUGGAUGCGAGCGUGUGGACAUAUAGGUGAUGACAUCAACAUGCACAAGUGUGCCGCCGCCUACAUGUCGGACCUCAUGUUGCUAGAUGUAGCCCUGAUGCCCGCGGAGACGGGAACAUCGUUCAGCAUUACCUCCCUUGAUCACUCCAUGUGGUUCCACAACCCCUUCCAUGCCAAUGAAUGGAUGCUGUAUGAAAUGGAGAGUCCUCACUGUGGUUCUGGACGAUCGCUGUCCCUAGGCAGACUGUGGAGGUCUGACGGGGUGUUGGCCAUGUCUAUAUCCCAAGAAGGUGUAAUCAGGACAGUUGCAGAUUCCAAACUCUGAUUGACCUCAGGAUGUGCCAGAUAUCGCCAUCAAUGUACAAGUUUUUUUCGUUUCUUGGUUUUCAAGACUGUUCAAGGUCAAAUCUAAGGUCACAGUGAAAGGUAUCAUGGUCACAUUUCAAGCAGGUACCUGUCCUUUGAUAUCGGAAUUUAUCAGUUUUAUUUUUUGUACAUACAUAUACAUGUAUAUAUAAACAUAUGGAGAACAGAACACAGAAGUCCUUUUCAUUUAAUUUGAGAAUUGUUUGUAACAUCCUUCACAAAAUAAUAUACAUCAUGUGAAGCCAGAGAUGUUGGUUUCUGUAGCACAUCUCCAUAAGGGUCGAGAAUUAUGUUAACUGUACAUAAUUAUAGUAUACAGUUUCUGAGUAUCCCUGUCAUAAGUUACCGGUGGUAUAGAUGGUGUGUAUCUUACCGGUGGUAUAGAUGGUGUGUAUCAGUAUGCAUGGUAUGAUGGAAAUGUGAAAACUAACGUUGCCAUGCCCGGUUGUGUCUGGAAAAUGUACGCAUGUUUUAUUCUGUUGUUGAGUUUAACCAUGUUUGUGUACUUAUUUUACAUGAAGCUGAGCUAGUGUAUUGCAAAUCAGUGUUUUCUAGAUCAUGGUACAACAAUUUUGGAUUGCAUUGUUGAAUUUGACAAGAAAAGUAUAAAUAUAUAUAUAUUAUAUCAAGUAUUAAAAGGGAUUAUGAUGAAAUACAGUUAUGUUUUUUAUGUAGUUGGAAUAUAUAUGUAUUGUCAUAAAUAAAAGAUAUUAACACUGGUAACAAAAAUUGAGGGAUUUUCAAAAGUAAAAACACCAUCAUUUUUAUGUUUUAAUUCAACCAAGAUAUAAACAAGGUUUAUCAUGA